GAGAAGCACGGCUCCGAACCGAGCCUGUCAGUCAAAUCGAUCCCGGGUCCAAUCACGGAGCUCCUCGUGCUUUUUCCCAGACUUCGCUUGCCAAUAGCGACGGGCUCCAUUCGUCUCCCUCCUCGCUCUGACGGGAGGGGAGGCGACCUUAUUUGGCUUUUCUGACCUUAUAUGGAGCGCGCGCAGGGGCGGGCGUCCGCGCGAGGUCUCCUGCUGGUGACACUUUCCCCAAUUUGAAGCUUUGCCUGUCAGAGUCAGGACGCAUGGUGAAGGGAGAGAAGCGGCUCUGAGCGCGGAUCUCUGCUCGGCUCGUGCGCGGAGGACGUUUGCGUCAAGAACCACAGCGCUCCUCUCCUUCUGCAGGCGCGCGCAGACACAAGUGGAGCCGGGACUGCUCUCCGCCCGCCUCCAAGAUCCUGCCGGGACUAAAUCAUUUCAUUUACUACUGAGAGCAGGGAGCAUGCAGAAAUAAAUCAGAGAAGAUCCAAAAGUAGAAUCGGUUUAGGAAUUAGUCAGUCUGGAGAGUGUCCUCCUUUUGGCUGCAUGUUAAAGAAGAAAGGAAAGUUUUGAUUUGUUUUAGUGACUUUCGGGAGUUUUUCCUCGUGUUUAUGGAUCUCUGCGCACUGAGGAGACCCGGGACUUGUUGGCUGCGCUUUCACCCUUUGAUCAUGAUGAUAUUCUGAUAGUAAAUAUCUUCAGACAGAAUUCUGAAGAAGAGAAAAAACUGAUUCAACAUUUUUUGCGCAAAAGACUGAAUUGGAAGAGUGGGAGUCUACUUUUUUUUUUUUUUUUUAACUUUUGACCUUAAAGACGGCGCUUCAUCUGACUCCUUCUGUGAUUUGAGCGGGGACUGAGUGUUUGUGGGAUAGCAUGGCAAUGGUAGUAAACCAGUGGCCAGAGAACAUUUCUGCAGAUCCGGGCUCUCAGCUCCAGAUGUGCGGCCAGGAGCCUGGAGGGGGCCCGGGGACUCCCAACGGUUCCACCCCGGGGAACGACGCACUUUCCGGGGACAAGAUCCCCAACGUGGACUGCAUGGUGUGCGGGGACAAAUCGAGCGGGAAGCAUUACGGUCAGUUCACCUGCGAGGGAUGCAAAAGCUUCUUCAAACGCUCCGUGAGGCGGAACCUCACCUACACCUGCCGGGGGAACCGAGACUGUCCCAUCGACCAGCACCACCGGAACCAGUGUCAGUACUGCCGGCUGAAGAAGUGCCUGAAAGUUGGCAUGAGGAGAGAAGCUGUUCAGCGAGGACGUACUUCGAACUCCCAGAGCAGCCCGGGACAGUACCUGACAAACGGCACUGACCCGUACAACGGACAGCCGUACCUGUCCGGCUUCAUCUCCUUGCUGCUGCGCGCCGAGCCCUACCCCACGUCUCGCUACGGGGCUCAGUGCAUGCAGGGAAACAACCUGAUGGGCAUCGAGAACAUCUGCGAGCUGGCAGCCCGGCUUCUGUUCAGCGCGGUCGAGUGGGCAAAGAACAUCCCCUUCUUCCCCGACCUGCAGCUCAUGGACCAGGUGGCGCUGCUUCGCAUGUCGUGGAGCGAGCUCUUUGUUCUCAACGCCGCCCAGUGCUCCAUGCCGCUCCACGUGGCGCCUUUGUUGGCAGCGGCGGGCCUGCACGCCUCGCCCAUGUCUGCGGAGCGCGUGGUGGCCUUCAUGGACCACAUCCGGGUCUUCCAGGAGCAGGUGGAGAAGCUGAAGGCCCUGCAGGUUGACACGGCCGAGUACUCCUGCCUCAAGUCCAUCGUGCUCUUCACGUCCGAUGCCAUGGGGUUGUCGGAUGUCGCCCACGUUGAGAGCAUCCAAGAAAAGUCCCAGUGUGCGCUGGAGGAGUACGUACGGAACCAGUAUCCCAGCCAGCCCAAUCGCUUUGGACGCCUCCUCCUCCGCCUGCCAUCGCUACGCAUAGUCUCCUCUCCGGUCAUUGAGCAGCUGUUUUUUGUGCGCCUGGUAGGGAAGACUCCCAUCGAGACAUUGCUGCGUGACAUGCUGCUGUCAGGCUCCAGCUACAACUGGCCCUACAUGCCUGCCGUGCAGCGCGAACGGCCUCUGUCCCUCCACUACAACGAGAACGGCCCCUGAGGCUGGGAAACGUCCAUAAACCCUUCCCACCUUCUCCGUCAUUGUCUCCGGUCCAUCUCCUCGGCUUUCCCGGAGGAAGCGUCUCCCUCACUGUUUCACUCCAAGGACACAAACGUCCAGGUUUAGAAAAAGCCAGCCAAAUCCUCCUUUGUAACCGUUCCAGAGACUUGGUGGCCCGUUGAAGCUCCAGAGCUGAUGUGAGUUGGACUAAUUCACAUGGAGGUCUGUUGGACUUGCUUCAGACCCUAAAACUGAAAAACGUUGCUCGGUGCUACACUUGCAAAGGCCGGAUCCGAGCUCGGUGAGAACUGAUCAAGGGCUGCCACAGCAGGACUCCACUGACAAGAGCAGCAGUUUCUCAAGCCAUUUUUAAAAAUAAAUACAAUGAAAUAAAGAAACAAGCGCCAAAAUGUCUCUGGACUUUUUGGAGGACAUGUUUUAUUGUGUGUGUUUGUAUUAGCACUGUUUAUAUGGAGAGAAAACUCAAGAUUGUGUCCAUAUGUACAGUUUAUCGUUGAUUCAUAGACGUCUAAGGCAUUGUAGGGUUCAGUGGAAAAAACACUCAGGUUUAGAGGGGGGGUAGACCAAAAGAUAAAUAUCAGAAGAAGACAACCUCAUCUUAAUUUUGGAGUUAUCAGCAGCCUGUGCCAAAGCUGACAAGAUUUGGAAUUUGUUUGUGGCAGCAUUAGAAAUGUCAUGUCCAGUUUGUUGAUAAUUUGGCGACACUUGUUUGGGUUCUUGAGUAGAAAGACUAACAAAAAAAAAAAUGACGCACUUGCUUUCUAAACUAGUCAGAUUGUACACUUAUUCACAUCUGCUAAACCACAGCACCGGUAAAUUUGAUUUGAUUGAAACUCUUAUGUGUUUGAAACACUCGCUGUAAUUUGCUGAACUAUUCUGGGGGUGUCAAGGUUACGAUUGUCAAAAAUUGAACUUAUAGACUUGGGACAUGGAAUUUGGAGGAGGGAGGGGUGUUUUACAAAAAAGUAGCUGUACUUGCCUUAGAACAAAGAUGUUGUCACUGAGCAUUUAUCUUAUGACUGUGCCAUAAUCUCUUGUUACCUGUUAUAACAGGUAUUAUGUCAUGCCAGGAGUGGAAAAUGAGCUUGCAUGAUGUUGAAAUACAACGUGUACACUGAAACGUAAGGUGGACUGGUGUUUCUUUAUGCAAUUAGUUGACAAAACUAAGACAAACAAAUGGAAUCGAAAUGCUCUGCUUUCACAUAAUCAGCACUUGGAUUUUUUUAAACUUCAUGAAAGUUAUUUUCCACGUCCUGGUUAUAGUGUUGUCUAGAGAGGAGCCCCCUGAACUCACGUCAAUUGAGCUUAUCAUGCGGAUACUGUAGAGUAUUGUAUCACUAACCCUUAAAAGUCUCAGUUGCGACAUGAUCUUUGUUGUACUUAUGACUGCCUCUUAGAAUAGGACUUUUUUUGUUAUUUUUUCCCCCCUUCUUGGUGUAUUGUUUGUGUCACAUUUCCAACAAGACUUCAUAGCAUCAACUUCAAGUAUCUGUGUUGGAAAAAGCCAUAAAGGACCUGAGGAAGCAGUCCGUUGGUAAAGGAAUUCACACAAAGUUUCUAUGAGUUUGAUUUGAUCCCUUCCACUUUUGUUUGAAUUUAUGAACUCUACGUUAAUUGAAAAUAAACAU
This is a messenger RNA of Oryzias melastigma (Indian medaka), 3734 nucleotides long. RefSeq names its product nuclear receptor subfamily 2, group F, member 5 (gene nr2f5). The record is from RefSeq and is a predicted model, not a curated record. Gene Ontology annotation, molecular function: RNA polymerase II cis-regulatory region sequence-specific DNA binding; nuclear receptor activity; zinc ion binding. Gene Ontology annotation, biological process: anatomical structure development; regulation of transcription by RNA polymerase II; cell differentiation. Bases 871 to 2085 code for a protein of 404 amino acids. The transcript is spliced from 4 exons. NCBI's taxonomy places the organism in Eukaryota, Metazoa, Chordata, Actinopteri, Beloniformes, Adrianichthyidae.